AUGAUUGUACCGCAGGGUUUGAACUACUUGCACAAGUCCUUCAUUGGGCAACAUGGAAGUCUGACCAGCAAUGUUUGCCUGAUUGAUAAUAGGUGGGUUUUGAAAAUUUCGGGUUUCGGGUUAUCACCAUUUCGAUCGGAGGUGAAAGUUGACGAUGAAAAAAAUUACCGGGAUUUUCUGUGGAUGGCACCUGAACACCUGAGGUCAUCUCAUACAAAAAAGAGUCAGAAAGGAGAUGUCUACAGUUUCGCUAUUGUUCUGUACGAAUUAGUUUUUAAAUGUUCGCCCUAUCAGUCAUUUGAUUUGGGGUACGAAGACAUUAUAACGCGUGUCCACAACUGCCGCGGUGAACCAUUCCGUCCGAAGUUGCACUCUUUGAAAGAGUCAGACACCAACCCGGCUGUGUUGAGUCUUCUGGCGCUAUGCUGGGCCGAGGAUCCGAAUGUUCGCCCGGCCUUUGACGUCAUUGAGAAGACGGUGAAGACCUUUCAUAGCGGGAAAACAGACAACAUUGUCGACAGCAUUUUGAAAAAGUUGGAGAAGUAUGCAAACAAUCUGGAGUUGGUUGUGGAGCAGAGGACCGAGGAGCUGGUUGAAGAAAAGAGGAAAACGGAUAUGCUUCUGAACAAUAUCUUGCCACCUUUCAUAGCGGAAGAAUUAAAAGCUGGUCGUAAAGUUGAGCCAAAAAUGUACCAGAGUGCCACGUUGUAUUUCUCAGACAUUGUUGGAUUCACGACGUUGUCAUCUGAGAGCACUCCCAUGCAAAUUGUGGAUCUGCUUAAUGAUCUCUAUGGAGCAUUUGAUGAUACCAUCUCCAAGCAUAAUGUUUACAAGGUUGAGACGAUAGGAGAUGCGUACAUGGUUGUGAGUGGUCUGCCUCAGGUAACAGAGCACCAUGUCGUGGAAAUAUGCAACAUGGCAUUGGAUCUGCUGGGCAUCGUCAAGACCUUCAAGAUCAGACAUCGGCCUGAGAUGACACUCAUGUUGAGGAUUGGCAUUCAUUCUGGACCUUGUGCUGCUGGAGUGGUCGGUCACACGAUGCCUCGCUACUGCUUGUUUGGUGAUACGGUCAACACCGCAUCCAGGAUGGAGUCAACUGGUGAAGCCCUCAAAAUCCACUUGAGCACCCCAGCCAGAGAUCAACUCCUCCAGUUUCCAGGAUACCUCAUCGAGUUGAGAGGUCCCACUGAGUUGAAAGUUACGGGACCCAGAUAA
Messenger RNA from Helobdella robusta, 1215 nucleotides. RefSeq lists its product as hypothetical. Gene Ontology annotation, molecular function: ATP binding; guanylate cyclase activity; protein kinase activity. Bases 1 to 1215 code for a protein of 404 amino acids. NCBI's taxonomy places the organism in Eukaryota, Metazoa, Annelida, Clitellata, Rhynchobdellida, Glossiphoniidae. The transcript is spliced from 10 exons. The record is from RefSeq and is a predicted model, not a curated record. Gene Ontology annotation, biological process: cGMP biosynthetic process; protein phosphorylation; receptor guanylyl cyclase signaling pathway.